Molecule: messenger RNA, 347 nt
Organism: Staurois parvus
Lineage: Eukaryota; Metazoa; Chordata; Amphibia; Anura; Ranidae
Source: the annotation of a GenBank genome assembly
CCGGUGCGCUGUGUCCCUCGGACAAAGCGGAUCACGGAAAGAGCCGAAGGUGUCCAAUCACAGCUGAUCACUGAUCAUCAGGGCACUGAUGAUCAGUGUGCCCUGAUGAUCAGUGUGGCCCCAGAAGUGCCACCUGUCAGUGCUCAUCAGUGCCACGUGCCAGUGCCCAUCAGUGCCACGUGCCAGUGCCCAUCAGUCCCACAUAUAUGCCACAUAUCAGUGCAUACCAGUGCACAUCAAUGCCACAUAUCAGUGCCCAUCUGAGCUGCCUUUCAAUGUCACCCAUCAGUGCCAGUCAGUGCCACCUAUCAAUACCAAUCAGUACCACCUAUCAGUGCUGCCAAUCA